UACUAAUCGAGCCGCCGAUAACUCCAGCCGUCUCUUUGCUCCGGCACAGAUCAACUAAUAUCUGCGAACCGCCCCAUAUAUAUACCCAACAAACUCAAAAAUUCAAUCACUUUCCUUUUCCUCUCUACUAAAAGUACAAAUCUUUAGCUUUAGCUUGACUGGAAAACCCUAGUCCAAUGGAGGAGGAGGAAGCAGCUAAUGGGAGCGGACCGUCGGCCGUGACGACGGAGACGAAGGUGGAUGAGACAGACGACGGUCCAAUUAUUGGACCGGGCCCAGCACCCCGUGCGCGACCCAAACGCCCUCUUCAAUUCGAGCAGGCAUAUCUCGAAUCCCUCCCCUCUGCAAACAUGUAUGAGAAAAGCUACAUGCAUCGAGAUGUGGUUACACAUGUUGCUGUAUCAUCUGCAGAUUUUUUUAUCACUGGGAGUGCUGAUGGACACAUAAAGUUUUGGAAGAAAAAACCUGCUGGUGUUGAGUUUGCAAAACAUUUUAGAUCCCAUCUUGGUCCAAUUGAAGGCCUUUCUGUAAGCACUGAUGGAAUGCUCUGUUGUACAAUUUCAAAUGAUCGAUCUGUAAAGAUAUAUGAUGUAGUCAACUAUGACAUGAUGGCAAUGAUACGUCUUUCAUUUGUACCUGGCUCUGUAGAAUGGGUUUACAAACAAGGGGAUGUCAAAGCAAAGUUGGCUAUUAGUGAUUGUAACUCCCCUUUUGUGCACAUAUAUGAUGCACGAUCUGGUUCAAAUGAUCCUAUCCAAUCUAGAGAGGUACACUUGGCCCCAGUUAAAGUCAUGAAAUACAAUCAUAUUUUUGAUACUGUGAUUUCUGCCGAUGAGAAAGGAAUCAUUGAGUACUGGAGUCCUACUACACUUCAGUUUCCCGAAGAAGUGGUGAACUUCAAAUUGAAAAGCGAUACCAAUCUUUUUGAAUUUGUGAAAUGCAAGACUAAUAUAUCUUCCAUUGAGGUUAGCCCAGAUGGUAAGCAAUUUUCCAUCACUUCACCUGAUCGCAGAAUCCGUGUAUUUUGGUUUAGAACGGGUAAAUUAAGGCGUGUUUAUGAUGAAUCUCUUGAGGUAGCACAAGAUCUCCAAAGAAGUGAUGUACCUUUGUACCGACUGGAAGCUAUUGAUUUUGGACGAAGAAUGGCUGUAGAGAGAGAAUUUGAGAAAACUGAAAAUGCACCACAACCUAAUGCUGUUUUUGAUGAAAGUUCGAACUUUAUUAUAUAUGCAACACUCCUUGGGAUUAAAAUAGUAAAUCUGCAUACCAACAAGGUUGCUCGAAUUCUUGGCAAGGUGGAGAGCAAUGAUAGAUUUUUAAGAAUUGCCUUGUAUCAAGGUGAUCGAAGUAGCAAAAAAUUGCGAAAACUUCCUGCUGCAGCAGCAAAUGCCAAUGAAAGCAAGGAGCCUCUGAUGGAUCCCACUCUCCUCUGCUGUGCUUUCAAGAAACACAGAAUCUAUUUGUUCAGUCGGAGAGAACCUGAAGAACCUGAUGAUACAAGUAAAGGACGAGAUGUGUUUAAUGAAAAGCCUCCUGCUGAGGAACUUCUGGCUGUAUCAGACAUUGGAAAGGCUGUCACAACAUCCCUUCCUGAUAAUGUGAUCCUGCACACCACAAUGGGUGACAUUCAUAUGAAGCUAUACCCUGAAGAGUGCCCCAAAACAGUGGAGAACUUUACAACACAUUGCAGGAAUGGAUAUUAUGACAAUUUGAUAUUUCACCGGGUCAUCAGAAACUUUAUGGUACAAACAGGAGAUCCACUAGGAGAUGGCACUGGUGGACAAUCAAUUUGGGGAAGGGAGUUUGAAGAUGAGUUUCACAAAAGCUUGCGACAUGACAGGCCCUUCACAGUCUCAAUGGCUAAUGCUGGGCCAAACACCAAUGGCUCUCAAUUUUUCAUUACCACAGUUGCCACUCCAUGGUUGGACAAUAAGCACACAGUUUUUGGCAGAGUUCUGAAAGGGAUGGACGUUGUUCAGGCCAUAGAGAAAGUGAAGGUGGACAAAAAUGACAAGCCAUAUCAAGAUGUUAAGAUAUUAAAUGUGACUGUUCCAAAGUCUUAACAGUAGUUCUAAACUGCAGCCAUUUCAUGACUACUGUCAGAUGGGUUCUUGUUGCAGCAACUUGUUUCUCCAUAUGCGAAUUGUUGUCCUUGGUGAAGUGGCUUCAGAGCAUAUAUACUAGUACUGAAUAAUUCAAUGUCAUGUUUGUGAUGAAGCUCAUUCAAAAACUCGCCUUUGAGAUGAUGCAUAUGUUGUGAUAGAAAUCUGAGCCGAGAACUCAUUAACAGUUUUGAGGAAUUUGGAUUCCUGGAGAUUACUCUUUUGACUUGUCUAAUAUGAACAUUUCAAGCCUCAUUGCCAUUAUGAGAUGUACAAUGUAACAGGAGUAAUUUAUGGAGCUGAUUAUCUCUCCAACCCUUUUGUUUCUAAUUGACUACCAGAAUUGAUUCUAUGUUACUGGUAAUUUGGCAUGUGGCUAUGUAUUUGGUGUCUAAAUAACAGAAUUUGAUAAAAAAUAUAUUUGCCAUUUCUUUGUUAUCUA
Ipomoea triloba (trilobed morning glory) is the source of this 2544-nucleotide messenger RNA. Its product is annotated as peptidyl-prolyl cis-trans isomerase CYP71. Lineage: Eukaryota; Viridiplantae; Streptophyta; Magnoliopsida; Solanales; Convolvulaceae. Bases 177 to 2063 code for a protein of 628 amino acids. Gene Ontology annotation, molecular function: protein binding; peptidyl-prolyl cis-trans isomerase activity. Gene Ontology annotation, biological process: protein folding; protein peptidyl-prolyl isomerization. The transcript has 15 exons. The record is from RefSeq and is a predicted model, not a curated record.